CCAAGGCCCAGUGCCCCCCUCCCGUCGGCGCCAUUCGGAACCCUCGCCCCGGCCGCCCCGGGCUGCCUCCUUGCCCAGGCAGACGGAGCUGGCUGCUGCUGGGCAGAUGGGACGGUAGGCAGGGCCCCAAGGGGCCACCCUCACAAGUGACCUGGCUGCCCCGGCCGUUUGCUCCAGGCCAGCAGGGUGAGGAGAUGGGGCGCCCCCCAGGCCCCCACAGCGCCCGGGCCCCGGCGGGCUCCACGGCUGUACACGGGCUCAUUCCGGACCUGGUCGCCCGGAUCCCCUGGCUCCGCUGGGCGCUCAUAGCCACUGCGGUCGUGGCUGGCGUCCUCGUUGUUUCCUGACUGCUCUGUGCCAUCUGCCGCCGCGGCCGCCACAGGAAAAAGCCCAGAGACGAGGAGGCCGUGGGCCUGGGCAGUGCCUGCAGCACCAUCGACACCCACCUGGUGCAGCCAGAUGUGGAUGACGUGGAGCCUGGCCCUGGGGGGCCCCAGCAGCGGGAGCGCCUGCAGCUGUCCGUGGAGUACGACUUUGGAAGCCAGGCGAUCAAGGUGGGCCUCAAGCAGGGCACGGCGGACCCCUACGCCCGCGUCAGCCUCUCCCCUGAGGCCGGGUGCAGGCACGAGACGAAGGUGCACCGUGGUACCCUCUGCCCCACGUUCGAGGAGACCCGCUCUUCCCACGUCCCCCCCGUGGAGCUGCCCCGGACCACCCUGCGGGUGCAGGUCUUCUCCCAGCACGAGCCUCUGGGCGUGCUCGGCGUGCCGCUGGGCACCGUGGAUCUGCAGCCCAUGAGCCCCGAGCUCUGGCACCCGCUGGGCCCGCCCAGCGCUGCCGAGCCUGAGCAGCUGGGGGAGGCGUGCUUCUCGCUCUAGUGCGUGCCCUGUGCUCAGCCCUCAGACCUGGGAUGCCCUACGAUCCCUUUCACUUGCCCAGAGCCCUACGUGAAGGUCCAGCUUGUGCUGAACCAGAGGAAGUGGAAGAAGAGAAAGACAUCUGCCAGGAAGAGCACGGCCACCCCUUACUUCAACGAGGCCUUCACCUUCCUUGUGCCUUUCAGCCAGAUCCAGAGUGUGGCUCUGGUGCUGGCCGUCUGGGCCCGGGGCCCACAGUUCCGGGCCGAGCCCGUGAGCAAGGUUCUGCUGGGCGCCCGGGCCUCUGGUCAACCCCUACAGCACUGGGCAGACAUGCUGGCCCAUGCCCGGCGGCCCAUCGCCCAGUGGCACCGCCUGCAGCCGGCCAGGGAGGUGGACAGGGCCCUGGCCUUGCAGCCCCACCUGCGCCUGCCCUUGCCUGGCUCCUGAAAGCAGCCCCGGCCCUCGGUCUCCCUGGGCUGGGCCACGGGCCCCGUGCAGGCUGCCCUGGGGACCCACCAUAAUAAACGCCUUCUCCCCCA
Molecule: messenger RNA, 1399 nt
Organism: Eubalaena glacialis (North Atlantic right whale)
Lineage: Eukaryota; Metazoa; Chordata; Mammalia; Artiodactyla; Balaenidae
Gene: SYT8
Product: synaptotagmin 8
Biological process (GO): regulation of dopamine secretion; synaptic vesicle endocytosis; regulation of calcium ion-dependent exocytosis
Cellular component (GO): synaptic vesicle membrane; dense core granule; axon
Molecular function (GO): calcium-dependent phospholipid binding; syntaxin binding; calcium ion binding
Source: RefSeq, a predicted model, not a curated record